AUGGCAAGGAAACAAAGCAUGGGUCGCCAGAAAAUUGAGAUCAAGAGGAUCAAUUGUGAAGCUUCUCGACAGGUCACUUUCUCUAAACGCAGAGCAGGACUAUUCAAGAAAGCAAGUGAGCUCUGUACUCUCUGUGGUGCUGAGACAGCCAUCCUUGUUUUCUCUCCUGCAGGGAAGGUUUUCUCAUUUGGCCACCCAACUGUGGAGUCCAUCGUUGAAAGGUUCCUAACUGAAAAAAAUCCGCAACAGGAAGCCACUGCAUUGCCUCUCGUGGACGCACACCGUGGAGCCAGUGUUCGUGAGCUCAACCGAAAGUAUACAGAGGUGCUCAACCUGAUGGAAACAGAGAGGAAGCGAGCCGAGGCACUCAACCAAUUGAACCCAGAAGUGACGCAGAGCGUGCCAUGGUGGGAAGCACCCAUUGAAAAUAUGGGAUUGCUUGAACUUAAUCAUUUGAAGAUUUUUAUGGAGGAACUUAAGAUGAAUAUGACGAAACGUGUUGAUGGGCUUGUGGGUAAAGCUGCUGUUACCUCCCCUUUCUUAUCUAUCAAUUCAAUGGGAAUGGUGGAUCGUUUUGGAGCAGCAAGAGAAGCUAACCCAAAUCCAAGUAGUACUUCUUCAAUCUUCCCUUAUGGAGAUGGUUAUGGUUUUGGUCUUGGCCGUGGUCUUUUCUGA
Molecule: messenger RNA, 675 nt
Organism: Telopea speciosissima
Lineage: Eukaryota; Viridiplantae; Streptophyta; Magnoliopsida; Proteales; Proteaceae
Product: agamous-like MADS-box protein AGL62
Exons: 1
Coding region: 1-675 (224 amino acids)
Biological process (GO): positive regulation of transcription by RNA polymerase II
Molecular function (GO): DNA-binding transcription factor activity, RNA polymerase II-specific; protein dimerization activity; RNA polymerase II cis-regulatory region sequence-specific DNA binding
Source: RefSeq, a predicted model, not a curated record